CACUUACGUCUCUUGCUAUAUAUAUGCAUCCACCACUGCUACAUAUACACAGUAACAGACUGCGAGUCUUUAAGCGAUGGACAUCAACAAGACUCUCAUAGCUUCGCUUCUCAUUCUUCUCUCCCUUACCUUCCUCGCUGACUGCUUUCAAAUGGUAAUCACAGAUGAGGUUCAAGAACCCCAGCUCCAAGAAAUAGAUUGCGAUUCAGCAUGUGAUGUGAGAUGUAGAUUAUCGUCAAGGCCAAACUUGUGCAAGAGAGCAUGUGGGACUUGCUGUGCGCGCUGCAAAUGUGUGCCUCCUGGAACCUAUGGCCACUAUGAUACUUGUCCUUGCUAUGCCAACAUGACUACACAUGGUGGUCGACACAAGUGCCCUUAAAAGCCUCGACUUUACAAGCCUUAAUAAAAAUAAUAUCAUUAUUGUAGAAGCAAUGCUUAUAUCGCAGACGGUUGAUGAUGAAAUAAAUAAAAUACUGACGU
Molecule: messenger RNA, 480 nt
Organism: Tripterygium wilfordii
Lineage: Eukaryota; Viridiplantae; Streptophyta; Magnoliopsida; Celastrales; Celastraceae
Product: gibberellin-regulated protein 1-like
Exons: 3
Coding region: 77-379 (100 amino acids)
Source: RefSeq, a predicted model, not a curated record